AGUCAACCCACGCCGCUCCCUUCAUCCCCCUUACGAGUCACUGCCAGUCUCAAUUCCUUUUUUACCCGAUCAACCUAAUCAAAUCCGUCUGGUGUGAUUCUCAACUUCAAAGUUCUCCCACUUCCCGCUCCCUUUUCGCAACCAGCAUGAGACUCCACGCAGUCUUCCUCGCCGCACUGCAUGGCGGACUCGCCUGGGGCAUCCCCUCUUCCGGCCAUUGGAAGACCCUCGCCCCAAUCCCGAUCUACCCUCGCCAAGAACGCGGCAUCAUCCCCGUUCCCUUCACCUCCUCCCUCACGGACAACGUCACCACCAUCCCCUCCCUCAAUACAACCUCGCUCCUCCAUACCUACCACAUCCCCUCCAACACCUGGUCCUUCCGCCCCUUACCGGGCUUACCCAUACCGCUCAACCACCCCAACGCAGCCGUAGUCGACAACAAACUGUACCUCCUCGGCGGCCUGUCCGACGCAGCCGGCGACGGCGUGUGGCGCGGCACGGGCCGCAGCUGGGUGUUCGACUUUGUGACUCUCUCAUGGAGCGAGUUGCCGUCCAUGCCGGACGUCCCACGCGGGAGUGCGGCGGUGGGCGUCGACGACGAGACCGGACUGGAGAGUGUGGAUGUUGUCAGUGCCUUUGACACAAAGAGGAGGGUUUGGGUGCUCGUGGGUGGGCGGGCGGGGAAGAUCCCGGGCCGGAGGGACCAUGCGGGCUGUGUGGUGGUGGAUGGGGUUAUGUAUGUCCUGGGCGGGAGGGAUACCGGGCAGGUCAAUGUCAGGGGGGAGGUAUUUGCGUUGGACUUGAGGAGGGUGGGGAAGGGGUGGGUGACGAAACGGGGCAGAAUGCCUACGGCCAGGGGAGGGGUGUGUGCUGCGGUGGUUGGGGGGAAGGUGUUUGUUCUGGGUGGGGAAGGGAACCCGGCCGAGGGCAGUGACGGGGUGUUUGAUCAAGUCGAGGCCUACGAUACGUGGAAGGAUAGCUGGGAGAGAUUGGGCAGGAUGAAGGUGCCACGGCACGGUACCUCAGCGGUCGCGGUACAGGGAGGAGUGUACAUCCCCGGAGGGGGGAUCAGGAUAGGAGGCGCCCCGGUGGACACGUUCGACGUGUUCUAUCCGUAAGUUGAGGAGGUAAGGAGCUGGCAUGGAAGGGAGGCGUGGUGGCAAGGGGGUCUGAGGAAAACAAGGGACAAGGGGUUGUAAUACACCGAGAGGCACAGUUGGGACUCGAUUGCUUAGCAUUCAUGCGCACAGCGAGCAAUCGGGGAAUGUGAGCUGUGCAACUCAACGUUCCCCUUCAAUAAUCCAGUCCUAAUAAGGCGCCCGUUUAAUCUAAAAGGCGCCUGCCCAAGCCACUGCACUAAACCCAAGAUCAAAACCAAGACAUGGUAACCAGCACUGCAACAACUAGAUGCGCUGUAGACUUAAGAUGCCUGCCUACUCCUUUUGAGCCAGGCCAUCAGCUGCCUU
Parathielavia appendiculata is the source of this 1466-nucleotide messenger RNA. Its product is annotated as galactose oxidase. Bases 147 to 1118 code for a protein of 323 amino acids. The transcript has 3 exons. NCBI's taxonomy places the organism in Eukaryota, Fungi, Ascomycota, Sordariomycetes, Sordariales, Chaetomiaceae. The record is from RefSeq and is a predicted model, not a curated record. Gene Ontology annotation, molecular function: protein binding.